AUGACCGAUCGACUAGUAUCCUCAACACAGUCUGAGCUCGAUACUGAAAUCGUCGAACGAGGAGAGGAGAUCCUAGCUUCUAAAUCACGUGCAGCACUACCUCCAAGAGAUGCUUACAAGGUUAUAAACCAAGCUGGAAAAUAUUGGAAUGAUUUCUAUAUGAGGAAUGAGACUAAUUUCUUUAAAGACAGGCAUUGGACUGAUCGAGAAUUCGAAGAGCUCCGUUCUUCCGACGCGGUGAUUCUGCUAGAACUGGGAUGUGGAGUGGGAAACUUUGUAUUUCCUCUGCUAGAAUCGAAUCCAAACUUGUUCAUCCAUGCUUGUGACUUUUCUGCAAAAGCUGUAGACCUCCUCAAAGAAAACUCCAAUUACAACACAACAAGAUGCAACGCAUUCGUCCACGACCUCACCAAACAACCCCUAUCAGACAAAGUACAACCCAACUCACUAGACAUUGUCAGCAACAUAUUCUGUCUCUCAGCAAUCCCACCUGCAUCUCUCGAAUACGUAAUCGACUCAAUCCAUGCAGUCCUAAAACCACAUACAGGAAUACUUUUAUUUCGUGAUUAUGGCGUAUACGAUGAAGCCGAGUUACGGUUUAAUGGUAACAGGAGGAUCUCCGAACAUGUGUAUGCGAGACAGGAUGGCACACUGGCAGUGUUUUUCAGUAAGGAAGGGUUGAAGGAGUUGUUUGAACAGAGGGGGUUUGAGGUGCUUGAGAUUGUGUAUGUUAGAAAGAAUACUGUUAAUAGGGCAAAGGGGACUGACUCUGAUAGGGUGUUUGUGCAAGGGAAGUUCAGGAGGCUGUAA
Messenger RNA from Synchytrium microbalum, 810 nucleotides. RefSeq lists its product as uncharacterized. Lineage: Eukaryota; Fungi; Chytridiomycota; Chytridiomycetes; Synchytriales; Synchytriaceae. The coding region runs from base 1 to 810 and encodes 269 amino acids. The transcript is spliced from 4 exons. The record is from RefSeq and is a predicted model, not a curated record.